AUGCAGAAGAGCAAACAGCCCCUGCAGGUCACCAAGGACCUGGGCCGCUGGAAACCUGCUGACGACCUCCUGCUCAUCAAUGCUGUGCUGCAGACCAACGACCUGACCUCGGUGCACCUGGGGGUGAAGUUCAGCUGCCGCUUCAACCUGCGGGAGAUCCAGGAGCGCUGGUACGCGCUGCUCUACGACCCCAUCAUCUCCAAACUGGCCUGUCAGGCCAUGAGGCAGCUGCACCCUGAGGCCAUCGCUGCCAUCCAGAGCAAGGUGCUGUUCAGCAAGGCUGAGGAGCAGCUGCUGAACAAGGUGGGAUCGACCAGCCAGCCCACGCUCGACACCUUCCAGGAGCUGCUCCACAAACACCCCGACGUCUUCUACCCGUCCCGCACGGCCAAGGCCCUGCAGCUGCACUGGCAGCUGAUGAAGCAGUACUACCUGCUGGAGGACCAGACAGUGCAGCCGCUGCCCAAGGGAGACCAAGUCCUGAACUUCUCCGAUGCUGAGGACAUGCUUGAUGACAGCAAACUGAAGUGGAUGAGCUCCCCAGAUUUCGACAGCCAGACCCUGGCCGUGCUGCGGGGCCGCAUGGUGCGGUACCUCAUGCGCUCCCGGGAGAUCACUCUGGGCAGAGCCACAAAGGACAAUCAGAUCGACGUGGACCUGGCGCUGGAGGGACCAGCAUGGAAGAUCUCCCGCAAGCAGGAGCCAUGA
Molecule: messenger RNA, 708 nt
Organism: Chaetura pelagica (chimney swift)
Lineage: Eukaryota; Metazoa; Chordata; Aves; Apodiformes; Apodidae
Gene: MCRS1
Product: microspherule protein 1
Exons: 8
Biological process (GO): positive regulation of transcription by RNA polymerase II
Cellular component (GO): NSL complex; MLL1 complex; Ino80 complex
Molecular function (GO): G-quadruplex RNA binding
Source: RefSeq, a predicted model, not a curated record